UCGGAGCCAUGGCGCUUACCCUCCUCAUCGCCUCGUCGUGUGCGUUGCUUGGCAUCAGCGAGUGCGUGAAUGUUGUUAAGUUCACCGACAGCGCUGCCGGUGGGAUAACGUUCGCGUACACGUCCGAGGUUCCAAAGGACAUCAGUGCAGUCACUUUCUACUUCAAUAUCAACAGCAACUUCGACAGUUGCAGCUCUGACACCGAUUACAAGGGCUACGGGACACUCGCUCCAGAUGGAUUUUGGAAAUACAACGCGUAUUACCUUCCAUCGACGGCCGUGACGUGUGUAUACGCCUGUGCCAUGUACGUCGUUAAAGGCUUCACCUACUUUGUGCCCACGUCCCACACCCUGGUGUGCGACAGCCGAACGUGCAAUGUUUUUGCGGAUACCCUGGAUGCAGCUAAGUCCUCGGAUAUAUCCUUGGGCAUCGGAAUAUUCUAUGAAAACGCACAAUUCACAAAAACAUUAGCGCCCUGGCUUGACCGUGCUGAAUUCAUCAAUAUCGAACUGGAAGUCGACACCACCUCGGGCAAAAACAUUUACAUGGUUUUAAAGUAUGCAUCAAAAUCAACCCCCCCGCUAUUUGCCUCAUACCUGCAGAUAGUUGUCACGGCUGACGUGAACUCCACCAAUGUGACGACAUGUCCAAACAGCCUUUGUCCCAUCACACCACAGUACACCUUUCCGGUGUAUGGGUCAACCAGCCAGACCUUCAAGAUCUACAGACUUUACAACGCGCACGUGUUUGCAAUCGCCGGGGGUAUAUUCACGAUCAAUUGUGACCCUUUCACCAUCUUCAGUGUAAUAUCUAUUGCAGGAGAUGGAAUUGUAAAGCAAGUCAGGUUUCCACCAAAAGAUUACAAGAUCAGCCAGCAGGUAGGCUGUAUCUGCUUGGCUGAUGACCCCCUGACCUGCUUGGGAAAAUCCAUGUACACACGUCCUGAAGGACAUUUUGUCCCAAUUUUGAAUCUUAACCAAGUCACUUGCAAUGACUACUGGACAUUUAAGGAAGAUGGCAACUUGCAGCACACAGCGUCCAUGUACUGUUUGAGAUUCUCUGGGUCUCUCAAAGAAAAUGCAUAUUUCGAUGGCUGCAAUGAUUAUGACAUCAUAUUUUUUGAGAACGGGCGGAUACUCGCCUCGUCCCCUGACUACUGCCUCCACGUCAAUGUGAGCUGCAGUUACACCAAGUGCGACAACUCCUCGACAAACUUCGUAUUCCGAUCAGAUAUUCAUCCACUGGGGUUGGAAUCUGGAUUUAUCCCCAACGAGGCAAUGGUAGCCUCUUCUUACAUUCCGGGCUCCGAGCCCUAUCUAGCCCGGCUCAACUCCCGCAUUGGCCACUGGCAGCCCUUGAGCACGCAGGGAGCGUAUCUGACUGUGAACCUGCCGGCGAGGUGCCACUUGUAUGGAAUUGACAUCCAGGGAUCCGUGCCAGAGUACGACGAUAAAGUUCAUGUCAACUCGAGUUGGGUGACGUCGAUGGGCAUGUCCGUGUUUGAUAACAAUUAUCUCAUACAUUACGAGGAUUUGUUGCAGCUGAACACUGACCCAGUUUUGAAAACGCGAGUGCUGUUGUGGUUUAGCUUAAUGUGCCAGAGAGUCCGCCUGGAUUUUAAAAUGUGGAAAAACAAUAUAUCUGUUCGUGUUGAGAUCAUGGGAUGGUUCUACAAGGCUAACCCCACGCAACCUGACUACCAUGUCACAUCUGUCAACGCGAACUUAUUAUUUGUGGGAAACAACAUUUUAAACGAGCUGGUCUGCUAUCGCUGGACCUUGGGAGAUGGAAACCAGACGAUCGUUGGUUCCUCACUGUGUAGCAGUCUGUGUAAGUGCCAGCUGAUACCACGCUUGAAAGAAGCCACCUUCGAGUUCCCGUACACCUAUUCGACAUUUGGGGUCAUGAAGGUCACUAUAGAGGAGAUCACGAACUGGUCACAUGACAACUACAGCCUGGAAGUGAGCGUGAAUCCGUUGGGCUGCAAGGUGGUGUCGGUGGUGCUUGAUGACAACUCGACUACUCCCGAGAUGGCUCGAGUGCUUGGACAGAGUGAGGUGUUCACGCUGACUGCCGUCAUCUUCACGGAGUGUGUAAUAACCAGCUUAAAGAACAUUUUUUCUUGGAACAUCAAGAACGCUGUGACCAAUCAGUCGUACAACUCCCCAGUAAACAUCGGUGGAUACUACCAAUUUGCGCCGGGCUACUUCAAGCCAGGCCUCUACUCCAUCUCAGUAACUGGGACUUUGGACCUAGAAUUCAUCGUCAACCAGUCGGCCACCAUCUAUGUCCGCUCCAUCCCAACUCCACUCAAAUUGACCAUCGUGGGUGGCACGACACGCACGCUCGGCGACCAGAGCAACGCCGUGUUUGACGCGACCACCGAGAGCUCUGACCCGGACGACCCCUCGGCUGGAAGCGCGGGGAUCUCCUUCAACUGGACUUGCCAGGUGACCGCAGCUGCUCCUGCUGUUGCUGCCGCUUGUGAUGGAGGUGUUGUGGGCAGCGCAGCAACUGCUGCUGGUGGGGUUUUCACCGUUGCCCGGCAGCUGCUGACGGUGGGCAGCAACGUCACGGUGACAGCGACGGCAAAGAAGGGAGACCGCACAGCGAAUUACACGCAGAUCGGCACCGUGGUCAGCGGCACUGCAUUACUCAUUACCAUCAGGUGUAUCAGCAACUGCGAUGAGUUUCUCAGCAGCCAGGACGAUUGGGCACUAAAGGUCGAGUGUCUCGACUGUGCCAGUCUGGAUGGCGUGUCUCUCGCUUGGUCCAUGUUUAAAGAUGGAGUGUUGGUGCCAUCAUUCAGUAGCCUCACCAAGUCCGGCAUCACAUCGGAUGGGCUGGUCGUGAUGAAUGGGGUUCUGCAGCCCGGAUCGGCCUACAUUGUGGUGGUUAAAGCCUCAGAUCCAAAUAAUUCCCCGAGUGAGACACGUUUGACAGGCAGAACCAAAUUACCUCCGUAUAAUGGCACGUGUGCAUCUAAUAACAACACGGGCAUUUCUGGCGUGACGUUGUUCCAGAUUGAGUGCAAUUACUGGCUGGACGAUGAAGGGAGGGGGGUUAGGAACGAGUCUGUGGACAAAGGAAUUGUCUUUACGUACAUCUACUCAGCUCUCGUGGGAGACCUCACUUACACGCUAAAGACCACCAAGCUGGCGGUCCCACCACCAUUCCUCUUGCCAGCCGGGGACCCCACCAACGGAGACCUCCUGAAGAUGACCGUGUCCAUCUGCAAUGACUGGGAGUGCACGCCGUUCUCCUUCGAUUUGCACGUGCGGAAACCUGCAGUUAGUGAUUUGCAGAAUUCAUUGAGCAGCUUUGUAUCCCCAAAUGGAAUGUUGUCAUACUUGAUACAAUCUUCUGAUACGAACCAAGCCGUUUUGAUGAUCCAGGUAUAUUCCAGCCUCCUCAGCGGCAUUACCGAUCGCAACACCACUGCUGCGGUCACGUCAUCGUUACUGAUGGGCCUGACUAAUAGCAGCGCGCAGCUGUACAAACCGGGUGACGUUCAGCAGUACAUUGAAACCCUGGAUACGCUGGUGUCAGAUCACUCAAUAAUAACAGAAGACCUGCAGGGUGCAGCCAUUCAGAGCAUGGGGGCAGCUUCAAAAGCCCUGGCAGCCUGCGGACAAGAGAAGUCACCCCAGGUCAUAAAAGCUGCGCAAGCUCUGACGUCAGUUGCUUCAAACGUCUUGGAAUCGAUGGCCCUCAGCUUCGCCACUGCCUCUACGAAUGAUACAAAGGCCAACGAAGCCCGCGUUGCCCAGGCCAGAAACGGGUUUUACGGCACCUAUAGCAACAUGAUGACGUACAGCAGCGUCGUGAACAGCAAGGAAGUUCCGGCUGGCAAACCCAUCAUGGCUCACACGCCCACGCUCACGGUGCUCACAAACACGUUGCCCGCCAAAACCAACAGCAGCGUGGGGCUAAAUACAGACUAUGGCCAGCUCAGCCUGGGCACUGCAAAGCCAAACAUCACUGCCAAAUCUAUGAAAGCCCUCGCUCUCCAGAUCAUGGCGUUCCGCAAGAGCCCAUUCAUCUGGAACCAAACGACUUCUGUCAGCAGCUCUGUGAUCGGCUUCCAAACACACCUCGAUAACAACACGAUCAGCUUGAACUCCAUGAGGGUCUCCCUGAUAAAUUACGCAGCUCCUACCAAUGAGCAGGUCCUCAACUUCAUGCAAGAUCCCACAGACUCUUCGAAGGUGAGCUUUGUCAAGUUUCAGGUGACGUCCUUGGGGGCGAUGGUGUUCCUCAAGGUCUUCCUGAAUGAAAACGUCACCACCCCCGUAGAGGUGUACGUCCGAUAUGGCGCUAUCCCACAACAGGACCCUGUAAGCGAUGACUUCUACUUCCGGAUCGAUCCGUCACUCUCUGCAAACAGCAGCAUGGAAAAGAUCAAUGGCUCUGCGCACAGCUUCAGCAUGCUAGGCAACGUCACGAAGAUAGGUGACUACUACUUGACCUUCAAAUACCAAGAAAACGCCCCACCGAACACACGGAUGAGCAUCCACAACUUGAUGUGCAAGACUUGGAGCAAAGCGUCCGACAAGUGGGUGUACGGACUGAUGAAGCCGCAUCGUGACUCAACUCCAGAAAACAUCAUUUGCAUGGCGGAACAGAACAUCCCUGGCUUCCCGCCCACCAUACUGGAGCCUCUCUUCAUCGGGGCUUCUUUCUUCGUUCCUCCAAACUCCAUCGAGUUCAACACCGUGUUCACCAAGUUCGACCUAAAAUCAAACGGUGCCGUGUUUGCAACCAUCGUCACUGUGACGAUCGUCUACCUUAUUCUGGUGGUCAUCCUCUGCCGAUGUGAUCGCCAAGACAAGCGCGCGUGGAAGCUCCUGCCUUUAAAGGACAACCCAAAGGACAGCAUGUACCAGUACCUGAUGACCGUGAAGACCGGGUUGGUUUCCGAUGGUGGUACCAAGGGCAACAUCUUCUUUGUCAUCCAAUUUGAGACCAGUGACACAGGCAUCCGGGAACUUGAGAAUGGCUACUGCAAGGAGUUCGCCAAGGGCAGUGUGCGCUGCUUUGUGCUGUCCACUCCACACUGCUACGGGAUGCCCCUUCAGCUCAGGAUCUGGUUGGACACGAGUCCGGAUGACGACAGGGACAGGAGCUGGUUUCUCAACGAAGUUGUCCUGUUUGAUAUCCAAACCAACGAACAGUUCUACUUCGUGUGCAACAAUUGGCUGGCGGUGGACCAGGGGGAUGGACGCGUGUGCAGGGAUAUCACGAUGAGCGACCACCAGACCGUGUUCGACUCCAACAGGCUGUUCUCCUCCACUGUGAAGAGCAACUACGCUGAAGGCCACUUGUGGAGCUCCAUUUUCUUCCGUCCGUCCAAGAACAACUUCUCGCGAGUGGAGCGGCUGUCAAGCUGCGUAUCGCUGCUUUUCCUCAUGAUGCUUGUCAAUGCCAUGUGGUUCGAGACGGACAAGGGCCAGGCCAGCACCCCGCACAUCGGGCCCUUCACGUACGGCGAGCUCUUCGUCAUGAUCGCGAGCGCUCUCAUGGAGGUCCCGAUCAGCAUCCUUAUUGUCCAGAUCUUCCGCCGCACGGGCAACAAGCCCUGGAAGAAGGCGGGCGGAGGAGGAGGGGGCUGCACGUCGCAGCAGUUCCCACAUUGGACCUUGUACAUCGCCUGGACGCUGGUGGUUCUGGUAAUCGGGACGAGCGGUUUCUUCACCAUCCUCUACAGCAUGGAGUGGGGCCCCGAGAAGGCCAACCGCUGGCUCGUGCGCUUCCUCACCUCCUUCUGCAUAUCCGUCAUCCUCAUUCAGCCCGUUAAGGUGAUCGGGCUGUCGAUGUUGGGUACCAUUGUGGCAAAAAAAAAGCAGCAAUACGAGGACCAGGACACCCUGGUCUACCUGGAGGACAGAAAUUUACCUCGCCCGGUCACAAAGCACGAGAGCAACCUGGAGGAUGAUGCUGUCGAGCUUCCGGAGCUGGACUACAUAACGGGCCCUCCUCCAGCAGAGACUCUGGUCGAGAUCCGCGAGGCGGUCAGCCAGGAGAAGGCAGCCUCCUCUUACCUCAAGGAAUUCGCCGUGUACCUCGCGCUCAUAUCGGUGCUGCUGGUCAUCGUGUACACGCGUGUCGACGACCACACCUUCCUGAUGCACCGCAUGCUGAGGAGAACCUUCACCGAUAGCUCCUUCGAUAAGGUGACGGACCAGAAAGACUUGUGGAAGUGGCUGAAUUCAAAAGUGCUGCCUAACCUGUACCCGGAAGUAGGACAGGCGCCAGCAAAGGCUUCUGGGAUCGCUUUCGUGGCAGCUCUGGAAAGCUACCGAGUGGGGCCUCUACGCCUCCAACAGUUCAGGAAAGCCAAAGAUCAUGGUGCCAGCAUACGAUGGCCUCCUCUUGCGAAUGAAGUCAGGGGAUCUGUAACGUCCGCUGUGAAGCUGGCCGCACAUGCUGUUAAGGGAAAUUCCUGUCAGUUCAAGGAUAGCGCCAGCAAAUGCUUCGGGAUGGACAAUCUGCUGAACCGGGACAGCAACAACUACAGCAAAGGAUGGCAAGAUAUUGACACAAAAUCAUCUUAUAUCCCUCAACCACAAGACAACUUCUGGAAGAUCCAGGAUAUGCACUGGAACAGCGUGUCUGUCAAACUAGGCGAAUUGAACACGUUCAUCGGCAGCGGCUACAUCGCCGAUCUGGGACUGACAUUCGUGGAGGCGAGUGGCAACAUGAGCUACCUCGAGCAGAACUCGUGGAUGGACGCCCGCACCACGGGCCUCUAUGCACAGUUUAUCAUCUACAACGCAAACGCCAACCUCUUCUGCCUUGUUGAGGUGCUGGUUGAAUCCCUGACGGCAGAUGUGUUUCAGCCAUCGUCAAACCUGAAAGUUUUCCGUUUGUUUAAUAACAGUACCUCGUACAUCAUCUUACACAACGUGGCCUAUAUCUUCUACCUCAUCAUAAGCAUGUACUUCCUCACGAGCGUCAUCUUCAGCAUCACGAAGGAGAAGUUUGAAUACUUCAAAAACCCCAUGAAUGUGGCUGAGAUCAUGAACAUCACCCUGAUGAUUGGAGCGGUCGCCCUCUUCUACCACCAGAGCACCAUCUCAACUGAAAGCCUGGCAACCCUCACCAAUAACACAGCCGUCUUCACCGACCUGUCUUGGCCCGCAUCGCUUGACAGGCUGUCCACGCAGUUCCUGGGCCUCCUCCUUUUCCUGGCGACGCUGCGGAUCCUCCCGUUGUUCCGCUACAACACUACCAUGAGCGAGGCAGUCACAUCAGCGGUCCACUGUGCCCACAAGCUCUGCAGCUUCUCCCUUGUUUUUAUCGUGCUACUUGUCAGCUACAGCAUCAUCUUCUGGAAUGUGCUGGGCAUACGGGUGGGCGCCUACAGGUCGUUUGGGAGGAGCGUGGGCUCGCUAUUCGCUGCUCUGCUCGGCGCCCCGGUUUUUGCUGACCUCUACGCGGCCGGUGGGUACAUGGCCGCCCUCCUCUACUUCAGCUUCAUGUUCUUGUUCGCCGUGCUGCUGCUCAACAUGAUGGUGGUUGUCAUCGAGGAGGUGUACACUCGCUUCAGUUGUGGGGGGGUGGAGGUGUCACGCUGCAAAUCGUUCUCGGUCUUCUUGAGGAAGUCCCUGCGGCCCAUUACCGCGACUUACAAUAAAGCCGGCUCCAAGCUCAGGCGUGUGUUUGGACAGAGCAAAAAAUAGUGGGGGGGGGGGGGGGGGAGUGGGUGUAAUUGAGAAGUUCCACACGAGAUUUAUCUGGGUACUCGGGUUUCCUCCCAUAGAAACACUCAUAAUUGGCUGAACCUUCGGUAGUUGUUGGUAAUUCCAGCUCACUGCUUGGCUGCGUCCUUGCCGCUCGUCCGUUGUUCCCCAAGGCGCCUCUGAGUCGUCCUCUCUUUGAGAGCAAGUGGACACAGUGCGGCAGCAGUGCAGCCGCACUGUGAAUACCGAAUUACUAGGGGGAGACUCUUAGCAUUUGUGGGGAUUGUACAAACUACAAAUAAUUCCAUAAUACAUAAUUACUACAAAAUUCCGUUCACUUAAUGUAAUUACCACCAAGUAUAUUUAAUUAAUACUUCGUUUGUUUCUCAAGCCACUUGUCCUGGUGAGGGUCGCGGCAGCAGAAUGUUGGAAGGGAGGUCCAGAUCUCCCUUUCCCUGGUGACAGACUCUAGCUCUUCCUGGGGAAUUCACAGGCGUUCCCAGGCCAGCCGAGCGACAUAGUCCCGCCAGCAUGUCCUGGGCCGGCCCCGGGGCCUUCGCCCAGUGGGAUGUGCCCGGUAGAGUUCCAUGGGGAGUCUAUCUGGGGGCAUCCUUACAAGGUGCCCGAACUACCUCAACUGGCUCCUCUUGAUCCGGAGGAGGAGCAGCUCGACUCUGAGGCUCUCCCGGAUUAUCGAGCUCCUCACCCGACCACGGAGAGUGAGCCCGGCAACCCUGUGAAGAAAGCUCAUUUCGGCCCCUUGUACCCGUGAUCUCAUCUUUUUGCUCAUUACCCAAAGCUCAUGACCAUAGAUGAGGGUGGAAAUCUAGAUCGACCUGUAAACCAAGCGUUUUGUUCGAGAAUACAGCUCCCAUUUCAAUUCCACGGAACGGUACAGUGCCUGCAACACUGCGGAUGCCGCACCAAUCCGCCGGCCGAUAUCCCGCUCCCACUUACCAUCACUUGCGAAAGAGACCCUGAGGUACUUAAACUCCUCCACUAAGGGAAGCUGUUCCCGCCUCGCCUGGAGAGAGCAAUCCACCAUCACCCUGGAGUGAACUAUGACCUCAGACAUGGAGGUGCUAAUCCUCAUCCCAGCCGCUUCACGUGCAUGCUGGAGACUGUUGAGGCAAAGAGGACAACGUCAUUUGCAAAAAGCAGCAAUGCCACCUCUAUGCCCCCGUACUGGAUACUCUCCAUACCUCGGCUGCGCCUUGAUAUCCUGUCCAUGAAAAUCACAAACAUGAGUGGAGACAAGAUGCACUCUUGGCGGACUCCAACACCCACAGUGAAUUAAUUUUAUUUAACACCAGUAAUACAGAUACAGCUCUCACUCCGGGAAUAGAGGAACCAGAUAGUGCACAAAAGCAGCACCGGUACAUCAUAUUCUCCCACAAGACAUAUGCUUUCUCCAAGUCUCCAAAACAGAGGUAGGCUGGAGAAGCACACUCCCAUGACCCCUCAAAUAUCCGUAGGAGGGAAAAGAGCUGGUCCAUUGUUCCACGGCCAUGACAACAUCCACAUUGUUGCUCCUGAAUAUGAGGCACGAGCACCAGGUGGAGACUCCUCUCCAGCACUCUGGCAUAGGCUUUACCUGGGAUGCUUAGUAGUGUACAGUGAUACCUCGGUUCACGAACUUAAUUCGUGAACUGACUCUGGUCACGAACCGAAUUGGUCGUGAACCGAGGCACAUUUUCCCAUAGGGUUCAAUGUAAAUCCGGUUAAUCCGUUCUGACCUUUUUUUUUGGUUUUUGAAGCACAAAAAUAUGAAACAAAUUACAAUACACAUUAGUACUGUACAGUAUAGUAAUGUAUAAAGAGAGAACACUAACCUUGCUUGAGAUGACUUCAGUAAGCACUCAAACGGGUGAACUGUACAAUACAGUAAGUACAGUAUUGUACAGUACAGUACAGUAGUACAGUACAGUACUGUAUGUGCUAAAAAGCACACCAAAAAGCAAAAAGUCACUGAAAGUGUCUUCACAGUACUCACAGUACUUCUUUCUGCGUCUCUUCUUCUCUCCACGAUCUUCCUACAGGAAGUCACGACCAUGUGACAGCCUGGAAAUAGCAUUAAAAUGGCCGCGGCUCCUGUUCGUGAACCGGAGCAUAUUUUUAUGAACUUUUCUGUUCGUGAACCGAGUUGUUCGUGAACAGAAGCGUUCGUGAACCGAGGUAUCACUGUAAUUCCUCUGUAGUUGGAGCACACCCCAGUUUUCCAGUCCAGAGGUACUGUACGUGCCUUCCAUGCAACAUUGAAGAGGCGUGUUAACCACGACAAUCCUACACUUUCCAGCGCUUUCAGCAACUCUGGGAAAAUCUUGUCCACCCCAGUAGUUUUGCUACUAUGAAGGCCCUCGACCGCCACAGCAACUUCAGCAACCAUGAUGGAUUUGACCCCCCCCCCCCCCCAAGUUAUUUCCAGAGCUGCCUCCUGAAAGGAAGGCAUGUUCACUGGAUUGUCGAGCUCCUCAAAGUGUUCCUUCCACCUCUCAACUAUCUCCCGAGUUUAGAUCAAUGUUACACCACCCUUACUGAAAACAACUUGGGCCACGUCCCGUCGACCCCUCCGAAGGCAUCGCAUGGUUUGCCAGAACAUCUUUGAGGCUGCCCGGUAGUCCCUCUCCAUGGCCUCUCCAAACUCCUCCCUCGCCGGGGCUUUUGCUUCAGCGACUGCUGCAGCUGCCACCCUCGUGGCAAUCGGUACCUCUCAAUCGAGUUGGGAUACCUUUUUCCGAGCAUAGCUCGGAAAGCCUCCUUCAACUUGACAGCUUCCCUCACCACUGAUGUCCACCAGCGGGUCCUAGGGUUGCUGCCAUGACAGGCACCAACUGCCUUUAAGCUAGAGCUUUUCCCAGCUGCAUCCACAAUCGAGGUCCUGAACAUUGUCCACUCAGACUCAAUGUCCACGACCUCCCCUGGAGUGCAGGAAAAGUUUGCCCAGAGGUGGAAGUUGAAAUCUUUAUGCACUGGGUCUGCCACCAGAUGUUACCAGAAAACCCGCACUAUUCUUUUGGGUCUUCCAUGUCUAUCUGGUUGGUGCCUCACACGUCGGAUCCAACUUACCACCAGGUCGUGAUCAAUUGACAGCUCUGCCCCUCUCUUUACCCGAGUGUCCAGAACAUACGGUCUUAGGUCCGAUGAUAAAACUAUAAAGUCAAUCAUUGACCUUCAGCCCAAGGUGCUCUGGCACCAAGUACACUAAUAAGCAUCCUUGUGUUCGAACAUGGUGCUUGUUAUUGACAUUCUGUGACGAGUGCAGAAUUCAAUAACAUCUCACCGUUUGGGGGUCCAUUCCUCCCAAUCACGCCUCUCCAGGUAGAUCCAUAGUUUUCCACGAGAGCAUUGAAGUUGCUGUGGGGUGCACAAGCACAGACAACAGUCAGAGUUUUCCUUUCUGAGACCCGACGUCUCAUUGAAGUGACCCUCUCAUCCACUGGGACAAACUCCAGCUGAACAGCACCCAGCCAGGGUCCUGUGAGUAUCCCCACAGCCGCCUGGGGCCUCUCACUAGGGGUUAUUCUGGAUUAGGAAAGAUACCACCUCCAUUCGAGAAGUUUGGUUCCGGUGCCAAUGCUGCGUGUGGAGGUGAGACCAACCCUCCCACCUCCUCUACCAGCUCUGGCUCCCCCCCCCCCCCCCCAGUGACGUGACAUUCCACGUCCCAAUAGCUAGUGUCCAUCGCCAAAGGCCAGUCCGUCUGAGACCAUCCCUCUUCCUGUCAUAGUUAUCGAACCUGCCAUUAACCCUUUGUCCUGCAGAUGGCGGCACCACGUAGCCAUUUCAGGCUGAGCCCGACCAGGUUAUGUGGGCCACCCGGCCACCAGGCGCUUGCUGGUGAAUACCACCCUCAGGCCUGGCUCCAGGGAUGUAUCCCGGUAUCCCUUGUCCGGGCGAGGUUCUCUGAUUAUGGUAUUUUGUAGCCAUUCAUGGCUGACUUUAUUUUGGACCGUUAUCUGUCUGGAACCUCCCCCCAGACCUGUUUGCCAAGGGAGGCCCCUAGCAGGAGUACAAGACUCCAGGCGACAUAGCUCUGAGGGUCAAUGCAACAAACAAAUCCCACCACGAUAAGGUUAUGAUUAUUUUAAUGAAUGCUUUCUAAUUUAAUAACUACUUAAAUAUUUACUGGAAAGAUGCAUGUUUGGAAUUGAGCGACAGAGAGGGGAACACGUUGAUAGCAGAACAUUCGUAGGAGACGUCAUCCAACGUGUUCAGAAGGGGAAGUGAGCUUGGGCAGGAUGUGUCAUGGCUGGAAGGGUCGGUGAUGGGUACAAAAGGGGAAGUGGGCUAGGGUAUGAGGACUGGAAGAGAUGAGGUACGAUGUGCCCAGAAUAGGGAUAGAGGGGUGGCAGUCGAGGAAUGACUUGGGAAGAUUGUGGGACUACUCAAUUCACACGGCCGCACGGCUCAAUUUUGCCUACAGAUUUGUUGCGGUGCAGGUGAGAAUGGGGUUCACACAGAGGUCAUGGAGUAAGAUGCGGUGGCGUCACACAGGAAGUGAAAUAUUUUUAUUUACGUUUUAAACUUUAAAACAUGUUAAAUUAACCAUUUAAAAGUAUAAACCCCUUAAACAAAGUGGACAAUUCAAGUCAUUUUAUUUAUUAAUUUGUUAUUUUGAGCAUCAUUCGUCGAUUUGGGUGGAAUGAUCUCAGAGUACAAAUUUGUUUAUUCUGUGCAUGACGUAGGGCUUUUUAUUAUCAAGAUAAAACUGUUCAUCGAACCGUUACCAAGUUCUUGUGGAUUUGACUCAAUCAUGAUUUCCGUGAUCCCCAUGCAAAAAUCGCAGCCUUAAUUAUGGCCACAACACACACGUACAAAUGUACAAAAUUAACAUCACCAUGCUUUGCUAGAGAUCGGGACAAGUGAACAUAUAUACGCAUCUCAGUGGAGUUGAUCUAGUUCCAGAGCCUGGGAAUGCAUCAUUAUGGUCGGUAAAUAAAAUAAACCACCUUCUGUUCCGUAUUGCCACGUGCAAUUUUAAUUUAUUAUAGUCUGUCAGGAAAAUUAACCAUGGUAGUAGCGGUAAAAGAGUGAAAAGGAGACGAUUGACCACUCGAUGAGUGACUAGUGAGUGCUGGAUAAUUGAUAAACCUGACUUUCUAUUGGAAUAACGUUAACCAGCAGAAUUCACGUUAUCUGCCAGAAUUUGUUUGAACAUGCACACAUUGGGCUGGUUUCACUGUUUUGGUGAUCAUCAUUAAUCAAUAAUGUUAAGUACUGCUGGUUUACUCACUGAACACUGAAAUAGAGUAAUCUGGGUAGUAAAUAAUUUAUUUCUAUAUGGCUCAGAAUAAAGUGUAAAACAGUCUACAUACAAAGUCUAUCUGGAAUCGGUCUUCCAGACUUAGGUUAUCCAGCAGCAUUUAUUUAAAUUCACAAUAUCUGGGCUGCCUUCAGUAGUCAGCUUGCUAAACAAAUACUGCUGAUAUACGUAAAGGUACAGGUGCAGCCCUGCAAUUGCACACUGACAUCACUAGCAUUGAAACGGGUUUCCACAAGACGGAGCUCUAAAGAGCCCCUCUGGAGGGUAUUUGACCUACUUUUCCACGCUGACCAGAAGUCUUGGAAGAUGUGGGAGGACCCAUAUUUUACCCGUGACUUACCUAUGAACUGCGGUUAACUCAUUUAUGAUCCUGGAAUGCCAGAGGAGGUGUUGGGAGAUUUAAGAAACGUGCACCUUUGUCUCAACUACCUCACCGGGAGAUAAGCAUGGCAUAUGGUUAUUAUAAGCAAAAAAAUUCCCCUUCAUUUGUAAACAACACAUCAAAAAUUCAUAUAAUUUAUCCGGGCAAUGAGGCUGCGACAAAUGUAGUGUUGUCUCAUGAGGAUAUUGAGAGAUUCGCGCUGAUUUCUUUAAUCAGCCACAAGAGCUUCACUGAACUUCAGCAGUACUUUACAAGGACCCUGCUUUGGGUAUUGAACUCAAAUGUAUGCCUCACUAUCGUUUUGUGCCUCCACAUAUAAAUACAAAUAGAUUUUAGUCCAUCGCCCUAUCGACUUUCCAGACCAUAUCAUCAAGCAGCAUGUAUUUAAGUUAGAAAACUGUUGACUGAUUUCAACACUAUGGACCUCAUCAGUAAAGUCAUGCUGCUGGAUGUACCUGGUGCCAUUGCUAUUGUUAGCUGAUAACAAUAUAUAGACGUCACAUAUUUAGGGUAUGUAUCGUUUCAUCUAUAGGAAUGAUUGUGUUUCCACAUACUACUUUUGAAAAUGUAUUUAACAAAAAUAAAAUGACCAAAUUAUCAUUAUCGACAUUGUUGCUUUUUUGAUAAUU
Messenger RNA from Lethenteron reissneri (Far Eastern brook lamprey), 13956 nucleotides. RefSeq names its product polycystin-1-like protein 2. Gene Ontology annotation, cellular component: membrane. Lineage: Eukaryota; Metazoa; Chordata; Hyperoartia; Petromyzontiformes; Petromyzontidae. Gene Ontology annotation, molecular function: calcium channel activity; protein binding; calcium ion binding. Gene Ontology annotation, biological process: detection of mechanical stimulus. The record is from RefSeq and is a predicted model, not a curated record.